Molecule: messenger RNA, 3150 nt
Organism: Gambusia affinis (western mosquitofish)
Lineage: Eukaryota; Metazoa; Chordata; Actinopteri; Cyprinodontiformes; Poeciliidae
Gene: limd2
Product: LIM domain containing 2
Exons: 4
Coding region: 209-553 (114 amino acids)
Biological process (GO): actin filament bundle assembly
Cellular component (GO): actin cytoskeleton; plasma membrane
Molecular function (GO): actin filament binding
Source: RefSeq, a predicted model, not a curated record
UGCGACAUCCUGCCGACGAAGAAAACGGUUGUAUUGAAAACCGAGACAAGGAGCGGAGCAGAGGGUUGAAAGUCGCCGGCAAGCAGGCUAAGCUCCCACGGCAAAACCCUCCCAGACAAGAAGAAGAAAUUGGAGACAACAUUUUGAGUCCAGUUUCUGAGCAAGUAGAUUUUACUGUUAGCCGGGCCACCGCAGACAAGUAGCGCAGAUGGACACCAGAUCCAACACUGAAGAUAAAUCUGUCCAGCGAUCAAAGUCUUUCAGCUUUAAGACCCAAAAGGAAGUGUGUGCAACAUGUGAGAAGACAGUCUACCCAAUGGAGAGAUUGGUUGCCAACAACCUGGUUUUCCAUUCAGCAUGUUUCUGCUGCAAGCACUGCAAAGCCAAGCUGAGCCUCGGCUCCUUCGCAGCUCUUCAGGGCGAGUUUUACUGCAAGCCCCACUUCCAGCAGCUUUUCAAAAGCAAAGGCAACUACGACGAGGGUUUUGGACGCAAGCAGCACAAAGAGCUCUGGGCUUCCAAGGAGUCAGAUAACAUCACAAAGUCACCAUGAUCACACCUGCCUUUUUGUUUUCUUUUUUUUUUUUUUGUCCUUUUGAACACCUCCAGCAUGUUUUGCGAUGAACACAUGCCUCGUUAUGCUGGGGCGCAGUUAAUUUGACCACGCGCUUUUUAAAAAACACCAUUUGAACAGAAACAUGCACAAACUGCUUAGAAAUGACCCAUACCAUUAAAAUGUCUGGAGAUCUUAAUCGACUAUUAUUUUAGAUCUUUCUUUUCCUCUUUCCUGUAGAAGAUUGUGACCAAACUUGUUCCCUGCAUUAAAAUAAACACAAAAUCUUAGUAUUUUUGGUCUAGUUUGUAAUGCAAAUAUCUUAGUUCACAUGAAAUAACGACAAUUAACUUAGAAGUAACUUUUCAGCAAGAAAUAAGAGCCAAUAAUUCCUUACUAUUUAUGAAAAGGUACCAGUUCUAUUGGCAGAUUAUUUCACUUACAAAAUGGGGAUAAUUUCUUGUUAUUAGUGAAAUAAACUGCCAGUGGAACUCAAACUGGGUUGCUAGGUAACAGGCCUGGGCUUGGCUGGGGUUGCUAGGUAACGGGGCCAGUGGAACAUGUACUUUUUGAUCAAUAUUAAGGAAUUAUUGACAUAAAACAAGCUCUUAUUUCUUAAGUUGUCAAGUUAAUUUUGUCUUAUUUCAAGUUUUCUAAGAUAUUUGCGCUAGAAACUCGUCCAAAAUUGCUUGGUAAGCUUUUGUGUUUUUGCAGUGUAAAAUGGGGAGCUCAUCAAAAACGUUUCUUUUUCUUCUCAAAAUAAAAAGAAAUGAUGAUAACAACAAUAAUAAUAAUAAGUUGCACCAUUUUUUUGAGUUUUCUAUCACAUCCUCAGGCAUUUCAGAAGUUUCAGAGCAACAGUGUUUCAAACAGAGCAUGCACUCAGGUCAGUUUUUACCCAAUAAUUAAGAUCAAUGCAUAGAUUCAAACCAUCCCUCGCUGUGGUACGCUGUUACAGGUUUAUUCAGGAACAAACAGGGUACAGAGUACUGUAUAACAACCGCACACAUUAGCAACAGCUCACCUCAUGUUUUACUUUUUAUUAAUAAUAUUCAAUUCAUCCUCUUCCUGUUUUUGAAUUCCCAGUCUUAUCCUUGCAUGUUAGUACGACUGGGUCUUAAUAGCCUUACCUUUUCAACUGUAAUUAUGUAUUGUGUUGUGAAUGGUUUUGUUUCAUCAGUGCAUACACUGCAAAAACAAAAUCUUACCAAAUAAUUUUGGUCGAGUUACUAGUGUUUGAAAUAAGACAGAACUAACUUACAAACAGCUUUUCAGCAGCACAUAGGAGCUUGUUUUAAGUUAAUAAUUCUUUAACAUUGAUGAAAAAGUGCCAGUUUUCACUAGCAACCAGCUAAUUGGCAGAUUAUUUAUUUUACAAUAUAAGGAAAAUGUUUUGUUUUAAUUUAAAUAAUCUGCCAGUAGAACUAGUGCUUUCUAAAUUAAUAUUAAGGAAUUACUGACUUAAAAUAAGCUCCCAUAUCUUGCUGAAAAGUUACUUGUAACUAUAAGUUUUGUCUUAUUUCCAGUUUACUAAGAUAUUUGCGCUAGAAACUCUCUCAAAAUUACUCGGUAAGCUUUUGUGUUUUUGCAGUGCAGCAGCCUGUUUCUGUACUUUUAUUAUCGGAAUAUCAAAUAAUUUCUGAAACCUGUGUUUUGUAUGCUAUCUGUACAUAGAGCCGUGGUUUGUGAUUGUUGACCGUUUCCCUCCUCCUCCAUCUUGCUGUACUCUCACUUUGCACAAGCAAACCCGAUUACCAAACAUGAUGUUGAAAAACACGACGGAAACUGAGGCCUUGUCUGCUUAUAUGUGAAAACAGACAAGAAAAUGUUGCUCCUCUGUUGUUUGAGGCAUGUUAGUCAUUGAUAAGUCUUGUGAAGAUUGUGAUUGUUAAUCCGAAAUUCUUAAAGAAUUAGUCUACUCGAUGUUUUUGAUUCAUAAAGAUGUGGAUGAAACCUUUUUGGGUAAGAGAUGAAGCAUCUUUGAGAAAUUGUGUGGCAUUCAUACCACUAGACAGUCAUCAUUUCCAUCCCCCCAAAAAGGUGGAUAAUAUUCACUUUUGUAUUAUUGCCUUUCUCUUCAUACUUUCUGUUGCAUACCAAGCAGUUACACAAGUGGACCUAUACUCAAAAUGCUCGUUUUGCAGUUCUCAUUCUUGCAAACCCCUCUGCAGAGCUCCCUCUGCUGGAGAAUGCUUGUCAGUGAAAGAGGGCCCUGUUUUAAAUAAUUUGCCUAAGAACCUAACAGCCUUUUUCAAUAUGUUGCCUCAGACUGCAGUGCUUUUUAAUCAAAACUCCCAAGAGAAUCCAGUUAAUCGACGUCUCCAUGUUUAUGUUCCGCCAAUUAAAUAUCUAAUUUCCUAAAAUGUGUGAAUAUUGCUGACACUUGAAUGACACAAAGUAUGUUUUGUGACUGAAAGUUUACUGUGAAACUGAGCAUUCUGUGCAGAAAGGAGAAAGAGAGCCACGUCUUAGAAAUAAGUAGUUGACCUGAUUGUGUUUUAACAAGAUUCCCAUAAGAAGUUCAUGUUUCUGGUUUUUUGGGGGGUGGUUUUUUAGUUGUUUUUUUGAUUAGAGCAUGUGUCAAACUCGAGGCCCAA